Rhipicephalus microplus (southern cattle tick) is the source of this 2093-nucleotide messenger RNA. RefSeq names its product acetylcholinesterase-1. Lineage: Eukaryota; Metazoa; Arthropoda; Arachnida; Ixodida; Ixodidae. Gene Ontology annotation, biological process: choline metabolic process; acetylcholine catabolic process. Gene Ontology annotation, cellular component: plasma membrane. The record is from RefSeq and is a predicted model, not a curated record. Gene Ontology annotation, molecular function: acetylcholinesterase activity.
UUGACGCGCAGUCAAAGAACGGGAGCGAUGAACGCUGCGUCUCUGAGCGCCGUAUUGUCGUUUGCGCUAGCGUCAGCAGUAGCCUCGCUUCCCGAAAAUGCGCCCGUCGUGCGCACAGAGGGCGGACUCGUGAGCGGACAGACGAUCACGGUGAGCGGUCGGCCAGUGGACGCCUUCUACGGCGUGCCGUACGCUGAGCCACCCGUCGAUGACUUGCGCUUCCGCAAACCCGUGCCGGCGAGGCCAUGGAACGGUACUUUCCGGGCCACGUCGAAACCCCCGCCGUGCGCCCAGACGAACCACUUCCACACGGACAAUGUGACGCUGUACUAUGGGCUAUUCAACUCGGAAGACUGUCUCUACUUGAACGUGUGGAGGCCGACCAAGCCUUGCAAGGACACCGUUUCUUGCAAGGCGAACCUUCCGGUUAUCGUAUUCAUCCACGGCGGUGCCUUUCAGUGGGGCGACUCGGCCAUCUUUCUCCACGACGGAGCCAACAUGGUGGCGCACUCCGACGUGGUCUUCGUGAGCUUUAACUACCGGCUCAACGUGUUCGGCUUUCUGUCGUCCGACACGGACGAGCUUGCCGGCAACUGGGGCAUCUGGGACCAGAACCUGCUCCUCAAGUGGGUCCAGCGGAACAUAGGCUUCUUCGGCGGCGAUCCGAAGCAGGUGACACUGCUCGGCCAGAGCGCCGGUGCCAUAUCGGCGGCCUUACACUCGGUGUCGCCCUACGGCGAAGGCCUUUUCAAGAGAAUGAUCAUGCUCAGCGGAAGCCCAAUUAACGUCGUCUUCACCAUAGCGUCCAAGGGGGUCGACAUCGUUAUGAGCCUCGCGCGCCACGUGAAAUGCGUCGGCUGGAGGCCCCGCGAACUCUCCGAAGUCAUGGACUGUCUCCGGAAAGUCGACAAGGAGGACUUCCUGCGGCUGCUGAACGGCGUGGACCCGCGAAAGACAAUUUAUGCGCCGGUGAGCGGUGAUCCCUACGUGCCCAACGACUGCUCCUACCUCAGCACCUGGCGCAACAAGAUCCGCAGCACAGAGGUGAUGAUAGGCACUAUGAAGGACGAGGGCUCCCUGUUCAUGGACAUCGCUUUCCGGCUGGCACCCUUCGUGCGAAGCUACCUCGACAUCGACCACCGCACCACUGCCACGGCCAUCAUCAGCGCUCUACUCAAGAUUCCUGGCGGCUCGGCCAAGGAGGUCACGGAGGCGUACUUCCCCAACGACCAUCCGGGCGAUAAGGAGUCCAUACUGAGCACUCUGCAGGACGCGGCCGGCGAAGGCCUCUUCGUGUGUGCCUCCAACUUCUUCGCAGAAAUCGCCUCCGAGCAGGGCCUGCCCACUUACCGCUAUGUCUUCGCGCACCGGCCCAGUUACAGCCUGUGGCCCCGCUGGUACGGCGCCACGCACGGCGACGACAUUCCCUUCGUGCUCGGCUCGCUGUCUUUCUACGGAGACGAGAGCCGCUACACGGAGGCCGUGCUUCCCGACCGGGCUCUCUACGACGCCGUCAAACACACCGACCAGGAGGAGCGCCUCAUGACCGACAUGAUUGCCGCCAUCACGGCCUUCGCCAAGACAGGGAAGCCAACGGUGCCGCUGUCGAACGACAGUUGGCCGCUCUACACAUCGGCCAAUCCCGAGUACGUAAGAGUGGACCUGAACGGACCCACGAAGCAGCUGGGGCCGAACCGCGACAUCUGCAACGUUUGGCGACGCUUCCUCAUCAAAAAGGAACCAGGGGAGGAAGAGAAGAUAAAGGUUGAAGAGGAUGAAGAGGAGAAGGACGAAGAAGAAGAGGAAGAAGAAGGAGAAGAAGAGAACGAGGAAGCAACAGAGGAGGGCCAUUCUAAAAACGCAAUACAACAAGAAAGCCCAGUGACAACACCGAGGUCUUCCUUGUCGCCGCUGUCUGCAGCUGUUCAACCAGAAAAGACUUUGAUUCAGAAACACAACGGCGUAUCAGCAGCAGGGUGUUUUCAAUCGGUGUUGCUGGUCAUUUGUGUGAUCACUGCAUCAUUAGUCAACAGGUUGUAAGUAUAGUGUUGCUCGGUUUAUAAUGAAUGAGAGACGUAUACAUGUCAUGCCUA